Messenger RNA from Paraglomus brasilianum, 1239 nucleotides. The record is from the annotation of a GenBank genome assembly. Lineage: Eukaryota; Fungi; Glomeromycota; Glomeromycetes; Paraglomerales; Paraglomeraceae.
AUGGUCAAGCAUCGACAGAAGUUGAAGCAAAAACUCCGCGUAACUUCAGCAACUUCGACCACCACAGUUACUUGGCGGCAAACCCAAAAGCCUACUAAUCAAGAGGAAUACACCCCGCUCGUAAUAACACUCCUUGAAAAACUUCGUAACGAAUCUCGUUCUCAAGCUCCUCCCCAAACAGAUCUCUCUUUUCUCCAUUCUCCAGCAUACAACUAUUUCCUACGUGAAGAGUCAGAACAAGCUCGACAAGCGCAACGUCGUGAUGAUGUUAUCAAUCAAAGAGUCUCUGGACCUGCGCCACCGCCAAGUUGGCGAAAUGUUUGGAAAUAUGGUGUGGGUAAGGAUGAACAUGGACAAAUGAUUGCGGGGCGGAAACUACACAAGCGGGCUUGGGAUGUAAAUACGGAAGAAUUUUAUGAUUUGCCCUCUUUGCAAGAUAUUAGUGCAAAAUGUUUGGCUGUUAAUCUCCAGUUUUUUAUUGGAAAGUCUUACUUUGCUCAGAUGCCAACGCAUCUGAAGCAGAGCAUUCUUUAUUAUGCCAGCAUAUACAACCCCUUGAAUGAUGGGCUUUUUUCGCUGUUUGCGAAUGACGAGGGAUACGAAGAGUUAAUUCUGGCUAACAGUAAAGUGUCUUUUGAGAUUCUGAAAAGAGCAUUCUGGCGAAUAGACAAAAAGCAUCAAAAGGAUUCCUUAUCCUCUGUCGCAGAUCCAGAACAUGAACUGAAAGAAAAUGGAAAAGUAAACGGCGCAGUUAUAAGUAACUCUAAAGAUAACUUUACCGAGAACUGCGCCUCCAUAGCUCCUGUUGGUAUUCAAGGAACUGGUCUUCCAACCGUAGCAGUCAAAAACAAUGAGAAUAAACCCGUUUAUUCUUGUUCUCUCACCAAUCUCCGCCGCCUGAAUCUCGCUUUCAAUAAACAAAUUCCGGCAAUGUCAAUAGCAACACUCUUAUCAUCAACUGUUCCUCUAUUGACACAUUUAUCUAUUGCCGGAUGCUUUGAUCGCGGGAACGGCCCUCAUGCAUUGGGAGUCUUAUCACGAGGAUUAAUUAAUCUUGUCUUUUUAGAUUUGUCCCAUUGUGAAUGGAUCAAUGAUUUAGUCUUAAUGAAGUACAUAAACUGGCAAAGGGACUUGAAAUAUUUAAGAGCUCUUAUUAUAGUCGGCUGCAGAAUUAAAGAUAAGCAAGAUAUAUACCCCAAAGUAAGAGAAGACAGAGUGUGGAUUGACAUUAUUGAAUAA